AUGAAGUCCACUGUUUUCAUGCCACUGGCCUCAGUCGUUGCAUUGCUUCCGACUUUCGCACAAGGACUUGUGAACCCUAUCAUUCCGGGGUUUAAUCCGGACCCAACGAUCAUUAGAGUUGGUCAAGACUUCUUCCUUGCAACUAGCACUUUUGAGUUCUUUCCCGGCGUCCCCAUUUACCACUCAACCGACCUCGUGAAGUGGGAAAACAUUGGCCAUGCACUAUCGCGGCCGUCCCAGCUGAACAUGCGCGGUACCGCUCCGAGUGGUGGUAUCUUUGCGCCAACGCUGAGACACCACGACGGUCUCUUUUACUUGAUUGACACAGUGUUCGACGUGAUCAGCCCUCCGGACAAUGUUACACGGGUGCCCCGUUCAUUUUACGUCACGACCCCGAAUAUAUUUGAUCAGGCUAGUUGGAGUGAACCUACAUAUGUUGACCAGUGGGGCUUCGACCCGGACCUCUUUUUUGACGAUGAUGGGAAAGUCUAUUUGACUUCGACAUUCUCUGAAUUUGUCGAGAAUGGUAAUUUUGCAAACUGGAUCACCGAGAUCGAUAUCAAGACUGGCGACUCCUUGAGUAAUUCCCGUGUUCUCCACACGACAACGGUACCUCCAGAGCUUGGCUACCCACUCACUCUGGACGGGCCGUGGGAAGGAAACCCUCAUAACCCUGUAUUGUGGAAUGGCGAAGAUAUGUCUCUGCCAGUACUUGCUACGGGGCACGCAGACAUUGUUGACGACGCCGAUGGAAACUGGUGGGCCGUUUUCCUAGCGAUUCGACCACAGAAUCCUAGGAACAGUACUGGACUUCCUCAGCUUGGUCGCGAGACCUUCCUGUGUCCUGUUACAUGGGACGCUGACGGGUGGCCCAUGUUCAACAACAACGAGCCGAUUGCUGAAUACAUGCCCGACGUUCUGUACGACUUGAACCGGCCCAAGAUAUGGCGCGACGAUUUCGAGGGUGGACUCACUGAUGAAGCCUACUACUAUACACGGACACCAUACAAAGGCUUCACAGACUUCGAGUCCAGCCCUGGCAAGCUCCGAAUCAGAGGCAAUGUUUACACUCUGAACGAUCGCGAAACCCCGGCAGCACUACUUCGCAAGCAGGUCGACAUCAAUACUACCUUUAGCACCGAAGUCAGCUCUUUCAGCCCGGCAUCGUGGAGACAGGAGGCCGGUGCGAGUGUCUAUCUCAGCAUUCACUACCACAACGAAGUCGCCAUGACUUACUCGAAUGAUACUGGUAGGCGAUGCAUAGUCACGCACACUAGAACGGGUCCCGACGCUACACUCAAUACUACCUACAUUGAGGAUGAGGAUGUUGCCAAUGGUGAGCCAGUGAAGCUUUUCAUCGAGGCCAAGGAUGUAGAAUAUCGUUUAGGAUACUCUACAGGCGAUAAAGCGCCAAGUUGGCUUGCGACUGUUGAGAAUCGCUGGCUCCAGUCAUACGUUGAGGGCUGGCAGAACUUCGUCGGAACCCAUUUCGCGAUCUACAGUACCGGAACCAGACUUCCGACUCUAAAUCCUGCGGACUUUGAGUACGUCCAGACUGAACUGAACUAG
Messenger RNA from Colletotrichum lupini, 1569 nucleotides. Its product is annotated as glycosyl hydrolase family 43. The transcript has 6 exons. The record is from RefSeq and is a predicted model, not a curated record. Gene Ontology annotation, biological process: carbohydrate metabolic process. Bases 1 to 1569 code for a protein of 522 amino acids. NCBI's taxonomy places the organism in Eukaryota, Fungi, Ascomycota, Sordariomycetes, Glomerellales, Glomerellaceae. Gene Ontology annotation, molecular function: hydrolase activity, hydrolyzing O-glycosyl compounds.